AAAAGUACAGUCCCAAUUCCCGAGACGAAGGAAAACCAAAAAUCCAGAAAAUGAAUUCGCGGGUUUUGGCGGGUUUAAUCUCAUCUCUAAUUUCUCAAAUUCUCAUACUCAUCUUCCUCAUUUUCCCUCCACCAAACCCUCUCUCGAUCACAAAUCCCAGUUCCUUUUCCUCCUCCGGUCAGAUUUUCCAACAAUCCAUUUCCCCCCUCCUCCGCCAUUUUCUCUCCGCCGCCGAUACAGCCGCCGUCGCCUCUCUCCUCUCAAUUUCACGAAAACGCAAGCGGGCCCACCCCACAGGACCCGACGACCCGGACAACGAUGACGACAGCAAUCCCGCGUCGCGACUCGGCCCGGCGGUCAGCCGGAACCCCGAGUCGUUUAGCCGAUUCUUCAGGAUGAAGGCUUCGACUUUCGAGUGGCUCUGCGGCCUCCUCGAACCGUUGCUCGACUGCCGCGACCCGGUUGGGUCGCCCCUCAAUUUGGCCCCGGAGACCCGCCUCGGAAUCGGCCUGUUCAGACUCGCAACCGGCGCCGAUUACGCCGAAAUCUCCACCCGUUUCGGAGUGUCCGAAGCUGUUUCCGAAUUCUGCGUCAGGCGCCUCUGCCGCGUGCUCUGCACCAAUUACCGGUUCUGGGUCGGGUUCCCAACUCACUCCGAGUUGGAUUCCGUGUCAACCCGGUUUGAAACCCUAACCGGCCUCCCCAAUUGCUGCGGUGUCAUAAGCUGCACUAGGUUCAACCUCAAAAGAGGUAACAACAACAACUCCGAUUCAAUCGCCACUCAAAUCGUGGUCGAUUCGUCGUCGAGAAUUCUCAGCAUAGUAGCCGGUUUUCGUGGCAAUAAAAACGAUCUACAAAUCUUGAAAUCCUCGACUUUGUACGAAGAUAUUGAAAACGGGGUCAUCUUGAAUUCAGAAAGGCCCGUAAUUGUGAACGGUGUGGAUGUACCUCGGUAUUUAAUCGGGAACGGGGAGUAUGAUUUGCUCCCUUGGUUAUUACUACCGUUUGUCGAUCCUCAAAUAGGAUCGGUUGAGGAGAAUUUCAACAAUGCGCAUCGUUUAACGUAUGUUUGUUGGUUGAAAGCCAAUGCGAGUUUGAGGAAUUGGGGUGUUUUGAAUAGACCGAUCGAAGCCGAUUAUAAGAUGGGAGUGGCUUGUAUUGGUUCGUGUUCGAUUUUACAUAAUAUGUUGAUUACGAGGGAGGAUUAUUCGGCCUUUUGUGACGAGUUUGAUGAUCGGAUAUUGGAUAGUAAUUUGAAUGUGUCUGGUUCGGAGGGGGGUUUAAUUGGAGAGAAGGCUUCUGUUAUACGAAAAGCGUUGGCUACAAGAGCGAAAAAAUAGAUGUUAUUCGAGUAGGUCGAUUUCAAGAAUGGCGAGUGGCUGGUUUCUUCGAUUUUUUAAGGAGGUAAAGUGGUAAAUAAAAUGAUCAUUUUUUUUUCUUCUCAGCACCAUUCAUGAAUUGAAUUACAGCGUGUAUACAUUGUGCUAUGCAAAUAAUCGAGAUGUUGUUUUGAUUGCUGAAAUGGUGAAUCGGGAAUUUAUAAUUCGAUUCGCCUUAUUGCUCGUCUAAUAAUUCACCAUUGAUGGAAUACACUAAUAUUGGCUAUAGCAUCCGAGUAAAUUUUUGGUCUUGCGAAAA
This is a messenger RNA of Erythranthe guttata (spotted monkey flower), 1638 nucleotides long. RefSeq lists its product as hypothetical. Lineage: Eukaryota; Viridiplantae; Streptophyta; Magnoliopsida; Lamiales; Phrymaceae. The record is from RefSeq and is a predicted model, not a curated record.